This is a messenger RNA of Drosophila serrata, 2869 nucleotides long. It is a transcript of the gene alpha-Man-Ib, whose product is annotated as alpha-Mannosidase class I b. NCBI's taxonomy places the organism in Eukaryota, Metazoa, Arthropoda, Insecta, Diptera, Drosophilidae. Gene Ontology annotation, molecular function: mannosyl-oligosaccharide 1,2-alpha-mannosidase activity; calcium ion binding. The record is from RefSeq and is a predicted model, not a curated record. Gene Ontology annotation, biological process: mannose trimming involved in glycoprotein ERAD pathway; carbohydrate metabolic process. Gene Ontology annotation, cellular component: endoplasmic reticulum; membrane.
GCUUAGCCAUGCAUCCCUGGCAGAAAUAAUUUUAGAAUCUCUUAUUUGUAAUUUUUUGCUUAGUGUCCGAUCGAGAAAUUUCAUAUUAAUCCAUGACCGGGCCGCGUUUAAAAAUGAUCAGAAAGUGAAGUGGCGGGCGAAGAGUAGCCUCACCAACCUUCAGUUAGUUAGGAGCACCAAAUACCCUCAGCUGGUGGCGACGGCAACGCUCAGCCAUCGAUUUUUAUUCGAAGCGAAUGUUGCGGAAUUUCCCACUCAACUUUCCAACGCGAGUGUAGAGAGCUCUGAAUUGAAAUCGACGACGGCGGCACUUGUCACAGCGCAAUGCAAGACGGUGGACACAUAACGCUUACGCUCUCACCCGGAUCGGGCACGACAUCGGGAUUGCUGGGCGAUGAGCGGGGCAGAAAGAGUCUGCGACGGGCUUGGAAUCAGCUGCCGCGUUGUCAGCGUAAUCUCAUCAUUCUGGGCAUCACGGCCUUGUGCGUAACGGCGGUGCUCUGCCUGAGCGGCGAUCAGUUGACAGCUACCAGCCACCAGGACGAAGACCUAAAGACGGUUCCCUAUCAUCUGCCUCUGCAGAAUCCGCACCACCAUCCACCGUUGCCGGUGAAGGAGCCGCCCGAAGCUGUAGAGGAGGGGGCGCUUCCCGCUCCCGAAGAUAAGCGCCAGCCCCACCCGGAGGCGCUGAGCGAUAAGUUUAAUGAGAUUGUGGCCUACGGCGAUGGGAACUCUGCCGAGAAUGUGGUCCGUCUGCCGGAGACUGUGGCCGCGCAGGGUCCUCCUCAGGCCGUGGCCUUGCCCCCUCCAGAGAAUAACAAGGAACCGGACAUCGGUGGGAUCGACAUACUCAAUAAUGUGGAGGAGCCCAUCGAUCAGAAGCAGCCGCUGCAUCUAAGCGAACGCGAGCUGCUCGAUCAGGCCAUCAAAAGUCCACUAAAGCUGGGCGGUGUCAGCUUCAAGGAGCAUCUGCGCAAGAUACAACCGCUCCUGGUCAAAGGCCAGCACUUCCACGGAGCGACCAAUGAGCGUCAAUCGGCGGUAGUGGCCGCCUUCAAGCACUCCUGGGCGGGCUACAAGAAAUAUGCCUGGGGCCACGACAAUCUGAAACCAAUCUCGCAAUACUCGCACGAGUGGUUUGGCCUCGGUCUGACCAUUGUGGACUCUUUGGACACCAUGUACAUUAUGGGUUUGGAUGAUGAAUUCAAAGAGGCACGAGACUGGAUAGAUAAUUCAUUGCGCUUUGAUACUAAGCGCGAUGUUAAUCUCUUCGAGGUGACCAUACGGGUUCUGGGUGGCUUGCUGUCUGCUUAUCAUCUGAGCGGGGACACCAUGUUUCUCGCCAAGGCAUCGGAGUUGGGUAACCGCUUGUUGCCCGCAUUCCUGUCGCCGUCUAGCAUUCCCUAUUCGGACGUAAAUCUCGGCGAUCUAUCGGCACACUCCCCAAAAUGGUCACCGGACAGUUCCACCAGUGAGGUCACCACCAUUCAGCUAGAGUUCCGUGACCUGAGUCGGUCCACAAAUAUUUCCAUCUACGAACAGGUUGCCCACAAAGUGAACGAGAAGGUGCAUGAUUUGGAAAAGAAUCAUGGCCUCGUGCCCAUAUUCAUCAAUGCCAACACGGGAACCUUCCGCAACUAUGCCACCAUUUCACUAGGCGCACGAGGAGAUUCUUACUACGAGUACUUGCUCAAGCAAUGGAUUCAGACGGGCCGCAAAGAUAACGAUAACCUUAUCCUAGACUACAUGCAGGCCAUUGAUGGCGUGCUAACUGAGUUAAUGCGUCGCACUCCUAGGGAGCAUUGGGUUUACAUUGGCGAGCUGAUCAACGGCAAAGAUUUCAAGCCGAAAAUGGACCACCUAACGUGUUAUUUGCCGGGUACUCUGCUUCUGGGACACCAGAACGGCAUGCCGGACUCGCACUUGAUCCUGGCGAGGGACUUGAUGGAUACUUGCUAUCAAACCUACAUGAUGAAUCCCACACACUUGGCCGCAGAGAUUUCGUACUUUGCACUAACCGAUAAGGACGAACAGGACAUCUAUGUGAAGCCAAACGAUGCACAUAACCUGCUUCGGCCGGAGUUCGUUGAGAGUCUCUAUUAUUUCUACGCUUUGACCGGGAAUCGCACAUACCAGGACAUGGGCUGGACCAUAUUCCAGGCGUUCGAGACACAUGCCAAGGUGAACGCAGGCUACACGUCGCUGGGGAAUGUGAAGAACACGCAGAGCACGCGCCUACGCGAUCUGAUGGAGAGCUUCUGGCUGAGCGAGACCUUGAAGUACUUCUACCUGCUGUUCAGCGAUGACCGCAAGGAGAUCGAUUUAGAUCAGUGGGUCUUCAAUUCGGAAGGCCAUCCACUGCCUGUCUAUCCGCUCAAGACUUAAUUAGCCAACUAAUUGGAGGGCAACGCAACUUAGUUGCGUCGGCGUAGUGCACUAACUGGAAACAGGAAUGAAAGGAGUAGGCGCAUUUAAGCUGCAAUAAUCUCUUACUCUAGCGCAAAUGCCAAAUAAUAUACUAAGCUUAGGGUUAGGCCGAGCUCACACAUAGUUGGUGGCCAAUCGAAAGAAGCAGUGUCCCAUGCUGGGAUGGGUCGAUUCUGAUUAAGAAGGGGAGAUACAUAUAGAUCACCAAAUUCUACAUGUACAUGCUACGUUUUUGAAACUACCUGUAGGAUAAACAACUUGAAAUUUUUGUAUACAAAAAAAUAUUUUUUAAAUUAUUUGUUUAAAUGGCGUUGCUCCCUGAACCUCGAAUGUCUUUUAACAAAAAGGAUAAGGAGAUGUAAGGAAAGGUAUAUCUUCCAUGCAAUUUGAAUUGCAUAUUUUUAUAUCAAUAUAAAAAAUAAAAGAAAAAUUCUUUAAUGUU